Messenger RNA from Copidosoma floridanum, 763 nucleotides. RefSeq names its product Zona pelucida superfamily protein qsm (gene qsm). Lineage: Eukaryota; Metazoa; Arthropoda; Insecta; Hymenoptera; Encyrtidae. The record is from RefSeq and is a predicted model, not a curated record. Gene Ontology annotation, biological process: anatomical structure morphogenesis.
GUGAUCCUCUCUAUUUGUCUCUCCGCUGCAUUGUUAAGCCUUAGACAUCUGCAGAUUCUGGCACACUGAUCAAUCCUCUUCAAACUCGGUUGUGUGCUGAUCGUGUAGCUCUAAGAAAUAUUGUGACUCACUGCCAUCGCUAAGAUAAAAGAUAUAGUUUAAGUGCUUAGUGUACCAAGUGAUUAGAGAGCAACAGUUGUUUGUUACUGACAACUAGAGUGUGCAUUGGUCAACCACAGCAAUCUAAUAAUUAAGUUUGCAGAUUUAAAAACGACAGCUGACUUACGCCAGACACUGUUUGAAGUGCUAGCGCAAGUGCACGUGCAUCAAAGAGCUUAGGAUCGAGAGAAGAAGGGGGCGAUAAUACAAGUGGCGUAAAAGCGUAAUAGCAAGGUUAAACGUCAUGGGUGUCCCUGAACACCGAACAGCAUUGGUCCUCUUCACUGUUACAGUGUGGGUGUUACAGAUACUCAGCGUUUCUGAUGCAAAUGUACAAAGCGAAGUUCGGUGUUCAUUGCAGACAAUGGAGGUCGAAAUAACUGAGAUAACAAAAGAAGCCCUUGCGUACUUACAGUUCAAGAAUUACCCAGACAAAUCAUGUACACCCAAUAUAAGUCAUAAUAAAGUAACGUUUCAUCUACCACUAAUCGACAACGAGGUGUCUUCAUGUGGGGUCACGCGAACCAUACAUAAGCAAACGGUACUGUGUACCAAAGCAGCUGUUAUCGCAAUACUACAGUUUCAAAAAAAAGGAAGAUUCUAA